This is a messenger RNA of Clupea harengus (Atlantic herring), 7706 nucleotides long. RefSeq names its product dedicator of cytokinesis 7 (gene dock7). NCBI's taxonomy places the organism in Eukaryota, Metazoa, Chordata, Actinopteri, Clupeiformes, Clupeidae. Bases 646 to 7119 code for a protein of 2157 amino acids. The record is from RefSeq and is a predicted model, not a curated record. Gene Ontology annotation, biological process: positive regulation of GTPase activity; small GTPase-mediated signal transduction; axonogenesis. The transcript is spliced from 53 exons. Gene Ontology annotation, molecular function: guanyl-nucleotide exchange factor activity.
UUGGUUCCCACAGAGUGGUUUUGUGUGUGUGUGUGACCAUAGAGCCUUCAACUCACUGUGGGUUGUGACACUGUGUGUCUGUGUGGCGUGUCUUUGCCUGUGAGCGAUAGUUACUUUUGGGGAUAUUUCCCAGCUAAGAUGGCCCUGAAGUGGUUUGAGAGAAAGAAGCAUAGGUUUCUUUGAAAUGCACCUGCAUCAUAAGGAUUCUUGCACACAAACACCAUGCAGAAGUAAGUGUAGGUCAGCCGAGAUAAAGCUUUUGUGAUGUCUGCGGUAUCUGUUGUGUCUGUUUUGUGAGCUCUUUUAAAUAGCUGGCCUAUCACAUGCUUCGCAGCAAGCUCAUAAGAACGAUCUGCCUUUAAGCGCCCUGAACAAAAAGCUUUACUGUUUCUUUCUCUCUGACUGGCUGUGAUGAUCAGAAGACUCCUCUUUGAGGGAUAUAGAGAGACGUAGUGAGAGUUUGACUGUUCUUUAACAUACGCAAUCAUCCUAAAAUCUCUCCUUGCCACGCUUGCCGGUCCGUUAGCCGAGGCUUGAUGAAGCUGACUGUGGAGACUUCUUGAAGAGUGCAGCGCUGUGCUUUUGGCCCGUGCCAAAAAUACUCUGCAGAGGUGGACAGGGUGGCCUGUGGCCCUGAUAAACAAGAUGUCUGAGCUUGCUAAUCAGUUCGUCCUCUGCUGCAGAAGUGGCUUGAGGACUGUGGCUGCUGAAGUAAGGAAACAGAUCGCUGGUCAGUAUGGAGGCUCUCCUCAGCUCCUCAAGAACCUCAACGUGGGUGCCACCGCCACCGCUAACACUGUGCCCCUCACAGAGACGGUGGAGCCGGUGGACUUUGAGGAGUACCUCAUCACACACCCCCCUAUCGUUGAGUCGGGUCCACUGAGAGACCUCAUCGAGUUCCCCCCGGAUGACAUUGAAGUGAUCUACACACCCCGCGAGUGCCGCACUGUGGGCCAGUCGCUGCCAGAGGAGGGGACUGUUGAGAACGAUGCUCACGUCCGACAUUGUACAAGAUCUUACACGGAGGACUGGGCUGUCGUCAAUCGCAAGUACCAUAAGCUGGGCACAGGGUUUAACCCCAACACUCUGGACAAGCAGAAGGAGCGGCAGAGAGGACUCCCCAAACAGGUGUUUGAGUCGGAUGAGUUGCCCGACAGCAGCGCCUAUCAGGAUGAACAGGAUGACUUGAAGAGGAGGUCCAUGUCCAUCGACGACACGCCUCGGGGCAGCUGGGCCUGUAGCAUCUUCGACCUGAAGAACUCCCAGCCCGACGCCCUCCUGCCUCACCUGUUGGACCGCGCCCCAAACGAAGAGAUCGACCGGCACAACGAGGACCAGCGCAAGGCCAACAGGCACCGCGAGGUUUUCGCCCUUCAUCCAGCCCUAGAUGAGGACGAGCCUAUAGAGCGCCACUGUGUGCCUGAGGUACCCAAGGAGCACUUUGGCCAGAGACUGCUGGUGAAGUGCUUGUCCUUGAAGUUUGAGAUUGAAAUCGAACCAAUAUUUGCAAGUUUGGCCUUGUAUGAUGUCAAGGAAAAGAAAAAGAUAUCGGAAAACUUCUUCUUCGACUUGAACUCGGAGCAAACCAAAGGCAUGCUGAGGCCUCACAUCCAGACGGCCGCCAUCUCCACUCUGGCCAGAUCGGCCAUCUUCUCCAUCACCUACCCUUCCCAAGACGUCUUCCUGGUGAUCAAGCUGGAGAAAGUGUUACAGCAAGGAGACAUUGGAGAGUGUGCAGAGCCAUACAUGGUGUUCAAAGAAGCCGACAACACUAAAAACAAGGAGAAGCUGGAGAAGUUACGCGGCCAGUCGGAGCAGUUCUGCCAGCGUCUGGGCCGGUACCGCAUGCCCUUCGCCUGGACCGCCAUCCACCUCAUGAACAUCGUGAACAGCGCCGGGAGCCUGGAGAGAGACACGGAGCUGGAGAUGGGCCUGCCAGAGAGGAAAGGGUCCUGGUCAGAGCGCAGGAACUCCAGCAUCGUGGGCCGGCGCUCUUUGGAGAGGACCACCAGUGGAGAUGAGUCCUGCAGCCUGACCAGCUUCCGGCCGGCCACCCUCACCGUCACCAACUUCUUCAAGCAGGAGGGUGAUCGUCUGAGUGAUGAAGACCUCUAUAAGUUCUUAGCUGACAUGAGGAGACCCUCCUCUGUGCUCCGCAGACUGAGGCCCAUCACAGCCCAGCUGAAACUGGACAUCUCUCCAGCCCCCGACAAUCCCCACUACUGCCUGACCCCCGAGCUGAUGCAGGUCAAGCCCUACCCUGACAGCAGGGUACGCCCCACCAGAGAGAUCCUGGAGUUUCCCCCUAGAGAUGUAUACGUCCCCAACACCACCUACAGGAACAUCCUGUACGUGUAUCCUCAGAGCCUCAACUUUGCCAACCGGCAAGGCUCGGCCCGCAACAUCACCGUCAAAGUGCAGUUCAUGAAUGGAGAGGAUAUCAGCAAUGCCCUGCCUGUGAUUUUUGGCAAGUCCAGCUGUGCCGAGUAUGCCAAAGAGGCAUACACAGCCGUGGUGUACCAUAACCGGUCACCAGAUUUCCAUGACGAGAUCAAGAUCAAGCUGCCGGCCUCUCUGACUGACCACCACCACAUCCUGUUCACGUUCUACCACGUCAGCUGCCAGCAGAAACAGAACACGCCCCUGGAGACGCCCGUCGGAUACACGUGGAUCCCCAUGCUACAGAAUGGCCGUCUCAGAACUGGACACUUCUGUCUGCCCGUCUCCCUGGAGAAGCCGCCGCAGUCUUACUCGGUCCUCUCUCCAGAGGUGCCGCUACCAGGAAUGAAAUGGGUUGACAACCACAGAGGAGUUUUCAAUUGUGAAGUGGUUACAGUUUCAGCACUCCAUACACAGGACCAGUACCUGGAUAAGUUCUUUGCCCUGGUGCACGCCCUGGACGAGCACACGUUCCCAGUGCGGAUCGGAGACAUGCGCAUCAUGGAGAACAACCUGGAGGCCGAGCUGAAGACCAGCAUCGCCGCGCUCAACUCCACCCAGCUGGAGCCCGUGCUGCGCUUCCUCCACCUGCUGCUGGACAAGCUGGUGGUGCUGGUGGUGCGGCCGCCCGUCAUCGCAGGCCAGAUAGUGAAUCUAGGCCAGGCCUCUUUUGAAGUGAUGGCGUCCAUUGUGAACCGUCUGCAUAAGUACCUGGACACCAGUCAGGACCAACAUGGCCGAAACUCCCUCCUCUCCUCCUACAUCCACUACGUCUUCCGUCUCCCCAACAUGGACCCCAACACCCCCUCACCAGGUCCUGGUGGAUUGGGCGGCUCGGUGCAUUACGCCACCAUGGCCCGCUCGGCAGUCAGGCCUGCCAGCCUCAACCUCAACCGCUCCCGUAGCCUUAGCAACAGUAACCCUGACAUUUCAGGGACCCCCACGUCUCCUGACGACGAGGUGCGGUCCAUCAUCGGUAGCAAGGGCUUAGAUCGCUCCAACUCCUGGGUGCACACGAUGGGGUGCAAGAGCGCCCCCUGGGGAACCAGCCCCAGCUCCGCUUCUGACACCGUGCAGGCCAUGGAGCGCAGUGGCAACCGCAUGUCCUCGCACACUGAGAGCGCCAGUUUCUUGCAAACGUUAACAGGACGCUUGCCCACCAAAAAGCUCUUCCACGAGGAGCUGGCCCUGCAGUGGGUGGUGAGCAGUGGCAGUGUUCGAGAGGGGGCGCUACAGCAGGCCUGGUUCUUCUUUGAGCUCAUGGUCAAGAGCAUCAUCCAGCACCUGUACUUCACCGACCGCCUGGAGUCUCCCCGCAAGAACCGCUUCCCCGAGCGCUUCAUGGAUGACAUCACCGCCCUGGUCAGCACGAUUGCCGGUGACAUCGUCACCCGAUUCCAGAAGGAUCUGGAGCUGGUGGAGAGGCUCAACAUGAGUCUGGCCUUCUUCCUCAAUGAUCUGCUGUCUGUUAUGGACCGUGGCUUUGUCUUCACCCUAGUCAGGACCUACUGGAAACAGGUGUCCACUAAGCUGUAUGCUCUUCAGAACCCAACUCUGGAGUCGCUGCGUCUCGACUUCCUACGCAUUGUGUGCAGCCACGAACACUACGUCACCCUCAACCUGCCCUGUAGUCUUCUCACACCACCUGCCUCUCCUUCCCCCUCUGUGUCGUCCGCUACGUCUCAGAGUUCGGGCUUCUCCACACACGUGCAGGACCAGAAGAUUGCCAACAUGUUUGAGCUGUCUGUGCCCUUCAGGGAGCAGCACUAUCUGGCUGGCCUGGUCCUGGCCGAGCUGGCCAUCAUACUGGACCCAGAGGCAGAGGGGAUGUUUGGUCUGCAUAAGAAGGUCAUCAGUGUGGUACACAACCUCCUGUCCAGCCAUGACUCUGACCCACGUUACGCCGACCCUGAGGUCAAGGCCAGGGUCGCCAUGCUUUACCUGCCACUCAUUGGAAUCGUCAUGGAAACCUUGCCCCAGCUGCAUGACUUCACUGAGUCGCACAACCAAUGGAGUCGUCCAGGUGGAACGGGAGGGGAGGAGCCAGAGGUCGAAGGCAACAGCAUGAUCAGUCAGACAGUUGCCAUGGCGAUCGCCGGAACCUCUGUACCCCAGAUGUCCAGGCCCAGCAGCUUCCUUCUCAACCCCCAGGCCACUCGUCAGCAUGGCACCUUCUCUGCGGAGUCCAGCCGCAGCCUGCUCAUCUGCCUGCUGUGGGUGCUGAAGAACGCCGACGAGAUGGUGCUGCAGAAGUGGUUCACUGACCUGUCCGUCUCCCAGCUCAACCGCAUCCUGGACAUGCUCUACCUCUGCGUCUCCUGCUUCGAGUACAAGGCCCAUGUUCUGUUCACCAUGCAGGGUAAGAAGGCGUUCGAGCGCAUGAACAGCCUGACCUUCAAGAAGUCCAAAGACAUGAAGGCCAAGCUGGAGGAGGCCAUCCUGGGCAGCAUAGGGGCGAGGCAAGAGAUGGUGCGACGCAGCAGAGGGCAACUGGAGCGGAGUCCGUCAGGCAGUGCCUUUGGCAGUCAGGAGAACCUGCGCUGGAGGAAGGACAUGACUCACUGGAGGCAGAACAGUGAAAAGAUGGACAAGAGCCACAGAUCAGUCAGGUUUAGAGACACCCUACCUCGCUAUGGGAGGAUCCAGGAGCCUUUGUUAGCUAGGACACGAGCGGAGCUGGAGCACGAAGCGCUCAUUGAUGGGAACCUGGCGACAGAGGCCAACAUCAUCAUCCUGGACACACUGGAGAUCAUCGUCCAGACGGUGUCCGUGACGGAGUCGAAGGAGAGCAUCCUGGGAGGGGUGUUGAAGGUGCUGCUGCACAGUAUGGCGUGCAACCAGAGCGCCCUCUACCUGCAGCACUGCUUCGCCACGCAGAGGGCCCUCGUGUCCAAGUUUCCGGAGCUGCUGUUCGAGGAGGAGACGGAGCAGUGUGCUGACCUGUGCCUGAGGCUCCUGAGGAGCUGCAGCAGCAGCAUCAGCACCAUCCGCGCUCACGCCAGCGCCUCCCUCUACCUGCUCAUGAGGCAGAACUUUGAGAUCGGCAAUAACUUUGCACGAGUGAAGAUGCAGGUGACCAUGUCCCUGUCGUCUUUGGUGGGCACGUCUCAGAACUUCAACGAGGAGUUUCUGCGGCGCUCCUUAAAGACCAUCCUGACCUAUGCUGAAGAGGACCUGGAGCUCAGAGAGACCACCUUCCCUGACCAGGUUCAAGACUUGGUCUUUAACCUGCAUAUGAUCCUGUCAGACACGGUAAAGAUGAAGGAGCACCAGGAAGACCCAGAGAUGCUCAUAGAUCUCAUGUACAGAAUUGCCAAAGGUUACCAAACGUCACCAGAUCUGCGUCUAACAUGGCUGCAGAACAUGGCGGGCAAACACGCCGAGCGCACCAACCAUGCAGAGGCCGCCCAGUGCCUGGUGCACAGCGCCGCCCUGGUGGCCGAGUACCUCAGCAUGUUGGAGGACCGCAAGUACCUGCCCGUGGGCUGUGUCACCUUCCAGAACAUCUCCUCCAACGUGCUGGAGGAGUCGGCCGUGUCCGAUGACGUGGUGUCGCCCGACGAGGAGGGCAUCUGCUCGGGGAAAUACUUCACUGAAGCUGGCCUGGUGGGACUGCUGGAGCAGGGCGCUGCCUCUUUCUCCAUGGCUGGCAUGUAUGAGGCUGUGAAUGAGGUGUAUAAGGUCCUCAUACCCAUCCACGAAGCCAACAGAGAUGCCAAGAAGCUGGCUACCAUACAUGGUAAACUGCAGGAAGCCUUUAGCAAAAUUGUCCAUCAGAGUACGGGCUGGGAGAGGAUGUUUGGAACUUAUUUUAGAGUCGGGAUUUAUGGCUCUAAAUUUGGAGACUUGGAUGAGCAGGAGUUUGUGUACAAAGAACCAGCUAUCACCAAGCUGGCAGAGAUCUCACAUAGACUCGAGGGUUUCUAUGGGGAAAGGUUUGGAGAAGAGCAGGUUGAGGUCAUUAAGGACUCCAACCCAGUGGACAAGUGCAAAUUGGAUCCAAACAAAGCCUUCAUCCAGAUCACAUACGUUGAGCCCUACUUCGAUACUUACGAGAUGAAGGACCGCAUCACGUACUUUGACAAGAACUACAACCUGCGGCGCUUUGUAUACUGCACGCCCUUCACGCUGGACGGACGGGCCCACGGCGAUCUGCACGAGCAGUACAAGCGCAAGACCAUCCUCACCACCUCGCACGCCUUCCCCUACAUCAAGACCCGCAUCAACAUCAUCCACAAGGAAGAGAUCAUCUCCAUGCCCAUAGAGGUGGCCAUCGAGGACAUGCAGAAGAAGACGCAGGAGCUGGCCUUCGCCACCCACCAAGACCCAUCAGAUGCAAAGAUGUUGCAGAUGGUGCUCCAAGGAUCAGUUGGCACCACCGUCAAUCAGGGGCCGCUGGAGGUGGCCCAGGUGUUCCUGUCUGAAAUCCCGAGUGACCCUAAGCUUUACAGACACCACAAUAAGCUUCGCCUCUGCUUCAAAGAUUUUACAAAGAGGUGUGAAGACGCCCUCCGCAAAAACAAGAGUUUGAUCGGCCCUGACCAGAAGGAGUAUCAGCGGGAGCUGGAGAGGAACUACCACCGGCUGAAGGAGUCUCUGCAGCCCCUAAUCAACAGAAAGAUCCCCCAGCUCUAUAAGCCUGUGCUGCAGGUCAACGCCCACAGCAAAAGGACGACCUGACAAGAGAUUCCUUCAGUCGAAUGAGUCUUCGUAAACUCGAGGUGUGAACGUCGACCAUGAAGGAAAGACAGGAUGGCUUGUGUACACGAAGAUAAUUUAUUUGUUUGUAAAUAUCAGGCCCUUGAGCAAAUUCAGUUGUUCCUGCAGAAGGAUGGGAUGGGGAGGGGGAGGGAGGGGGAGCGGAAGCUUGUGUUAAACAUUGGGAAGUCAUUCCUAUACCUUAUUCGUUUACAAAAACGGUCUGUUACGAAAUCAUUGGAACAUGAAAGUGGACAGCGUACGGUAUGUGUCAAAAUCUGGAUUCAGUUUUCCUGUGUGCACUUUUUAUUUUUUAAACUGUAUUCCGAUGCAUUUUACCAGACAUUGUACAACUUGAAAGUUUACAAUUUAAUCCAAAAAGACAAAACAAAGGUACCACUAUUUAUCAUGACGAUUCAUCUUCUUUUUUUUUUAAGUUACUGGUACUGCAUUUGUUUAAAAAAAAAAAAAGAAAAAGAAAAUAGGGUACGGUUUCAAACAUCCUUGACUUGUUUUAUGUAGCUUUUGUUUACUUUAAAUAUUUUACUAAAUAAAUUUUAAUGUCUGUA